Cornus florida is the source of this 1192-nucleotide messenger RNA. RefSeq names its product peroxidase 51-like. The record is from RefSeq and is a predicted model, not a curated record. The transcript is spliced from 4 exons. Gene Ontology annotation, molecular function: peroxidase activity; heme binding. Lineage: Eukaryota; Viridiplantae; Streptophyta; Magnoliopsida; Cornales; Cornaceae. Gene Ontology annotation, biological process: response to oxidative stress; hydrogen peroxide catabolic process. Bases 66 to 1058 code for a protein of 330 amino acids.
GACCCAUAUAUCUAAAUCUGUGCCAAAUUUUCUUCCAUAUUGUGCUAAGUCUUUGUUCUAAACAUAUGGGUCGAUUCACUCUUCUAAUAGCCUUGUGCUCUUUUUCUCUCUGUCUCUCUCUCUCCUUCAACUUGUCAUCAGCACAACUUAAACAAAAUUUCUACGCCAGCACUUGCCCAAAUGUAGAAAACAUCGUUAGAAACGCUGUUAACACAAAAUUUAAACAAACGUUUGUCACAGUUCCUGCUACUAUCCGUCUCUUCUUCCAUGAUUGCUUUGUCCAGGGUUGUGAUGCUUCAGUUAUAAUUGCAUCUAGUGGAAGCAACACAGCUGAGAAAGACCACCCCGACAACCUCUCGCUGGCCGGAGAUGGAUUCGACACUGUCAUCAAAGCUAAGGCGGCAGUUGAUGCAAUCCCUAGUUGCAGGAAUAAGGUCUCCUGUGCUGACAUUCUCGCCAUGGCCACCCGGGAUGUUAUUGCACUGUCUGGUGGACCUUCAUAUGCUGUGGAAUUGGGAAGAUUGGAUGGGCUGAGCUCUACUGCUUCAAGUGUAAACGGAAAGCUGCCUCAGCCAACCUUCAAUUUGAAUCAGCUCAAUUCCUUGUUUGCUACUAAUGGACUAACCCAAAUAGACAUGAUUGCCCUCUCAGCUGCUCAUACAUUAGGGUUCUCUCACUGUAGCAAGUUUUCGAACCGGAUCUACAAUUUCAGUCGUCAGAGCCCAGUGGACCCCACACUGGAUAAAACAUACGUGGCCCAAUUACAGUCAAUGUGCCCGAAGAAUGUGGACCCCUCGAUAGCCAUCAACAUGGACCCAAACACGCCAAGAACCUUUGACAACAUAUACUUCCAAAAUUUACAGCAAGGCAAGGGCUUGUUUACUUCUGACCAAGUCCUCUUCACGGACCCACGGUCCAAGCCCACUGUAAACACUUGGGCUACCAACUCCCCGGCUUUCCAGAAAGCUUUCGUCACGGCCAUCACUAAACUUGGUCGGGUCGGAGUCAAGUCCGGUUCGAAUGGAAAUAUUCGUCAAAACUGUGGUGCAUUUAACUGACGGAGAAAAAUGGAAAUUGUAAAGGUUUGUGCUGAAUACUAAUGCAGAUGAAUUGGGAAGAGAAAAUAAAUUGAGAAAAUGUAAUUUCUUGUUUGGAGAAUUUCCUUUUUUUUUUUUUUUUUUUUUUUUUUUUU